GAGGCAGCCCAGCAUCGCAGCAGCACAUACUCCGAGAGCAGGGCAGCCCACCCAACUGCCUCGGCACUCGACUGCGCCCGACGACGCGUAGGAGCGCCAGGACGACGAUGCGGCGGUAGCAAGCCAAAGCGCAGAGAGACAGCAGCCAUGCCCAAGCGCCCGAACCUCCACGCUUUACAAGUGACAGUAAUCUGCGGCGAGGACCUGCUCGCCGUCGAUAGUAAUGGCAAGUCCGACCCGUUUUGUGAAUUGCAGCUCUUGGAUGAAUUUGAUCAGCCGGUGUUUGGCAAGAAACGGACGCGGACGAAAUCCAAGACGUUAAAUCCGACGUGGGACCAAACGAUCACGCUGAAGCUGCCGAAGGACCCGAAGGCGCCUCGCACGCCGUUGGUCGUCGGUCACAAGGUACGCGUGCAGGUCAAGGACAGGGAUAAAGGAGGUGUGUUUUCCUCGGGCGUCGUCACUAACUUGGGCCAAUGCACCCUCUCACUAGCUUUGUUAAAACCUGGAGUAGCCCAAGAACAAUGGUAUAAACUAGAAAGGGUCGGCGAGAUGCAGCGCGUCUCCGGAAGGAUUAGGGUCAAAUGGUUUCGUGAGCAAGAUCCCGAGUCUCCCACCAAGUCUCAAUCGACGACGACUAUUGUGGAAGCCUUACCUGAAGUGGAAGUAGCUGGUCCUGUCGAAGCGACGGAGACGGAGGAGCAGCGAGCGGAGCGAGAAGCGGAGUUAAGUGAACUGGGUGUCCCGCCAGGUACAGAACUACGAGUGCGGGACCCGGCGCCCUUCCUGCCGCCCAACGAGUUGACCGUGGUCUUGAUGAAGGCUUCUUCUCUCAAGAUCAUGGAUAGGAAGCUCUUCGGCGCCGGGAGCUCCGACCCUUAUGUGAGGUUGGCUUGCGAGGGGGAUCUGGCCAAAUCAACGACCAAACAAAAAGACCUGGAACCGACCUGGGAGGAGGUCUUUACGUUCGCGGCGUUCGACGAGCGGGCGUCGUUGUCGCUGCAAAUGUACGACCACGACGACAUCGGUCUGAUUGCGGCGUCCUUGGAUUCGAGGCGCGUCGAUGGCGUCUUCAUGAGGCCACGCCGCGUCGACGCCGUCGCCGCGCCCGUCGCGUCUACUUGUGGGGGCUACGCGUCGCGUCGAGAGGCGUCGCGGCGUCACACGCGCGCGCGCGCAGGUUCCGACGACUUCAUGGGUUCUGUGGAUGUGCCCCUCGCGUCCUUACGAGACAAGAAGCUGGUAAGGCGCUCGCUACAACUGAGCAACGAUGCUGGUGAAAUAGAUGUUUUCCUGUGCUGGCGCACCUCCCCGCACAACGUGGCCAAGCUGCCCAACGAGGUCCACGAGCUCGUCCAGGGCCAGGAGAAGUACAAGAGCCAAGCUCUGAACGAAUUGAUUGUUUGUCCGAUACGCGCGACGCGAUUAAUUGGCGUCGACUCGCAUCUAGGAGGUGGUCCCAAGACCUCGGACCCCUACGUUGUUUGUGAUGUCGAUGGUCUGCGCAUGAAGACCAGCCACAAACAAAAGACGUGUCGACCGGAGUGGCUCGAGGUUUUGAAAUUACCGGUCGACGGCUAUUCAAGAGCAUCUUUAUCAGUAGAGGUCUGGGACCACAACCUCGGGAAAGAUGUGUUCCUCGGGAAGUGUACGGUAGAUCUGGCCAAAUAUGAGGAUAGGAAAGGUCGGCGACGGUGGCGCACUUUAACAGAUGAACGAGGCAUGCUCGACAAGGACCGAGGUCGCAUCGAGCUCCAUGUCGUGUGGCGGCACAACACAACUUUAAAGAUCGAGAUUCCAAGAGAGUUGGAGGACGACACUUUAGCUGCUGUUGAUGAAAGCUUAGUGCCUCCGACCGAACUACAAGUGUUUGUCGCAAGAGGGCGUUUACAGAAGGAGUGCGACCCUUACCUUCGUGUCGAAUGCGAGGCCCAUCGACAGGAAACGCUAUCGCGGUCGAAGACGACCAAGCCCGUCUGGAAAGAUACCCUUGUGUUAGGCCCUGUGGAGGGUGAUGAUGAUAACGUAGUGUUGUCUUUAUAUGACAAGAAGCCGUCAAGGGACAAGUUGAUCGGGACGAUCGAAGUGCCUCUCUGCUUAUUGAGGAACAAGUGUCCCGUGCGGCGGUGGCUGCCGGUCAACGGUACGCUGUCUCCACAGGAGAUUGCCCGUUGUCUGUCGAUCGACACCCGGACGCGAGGAAAUGAGGACCGGGAAGCCCUAGCCCUAAGUAAGAGGGGAGACUGCUACUACUCGUCCGACGAGAGUUCCGACGACGACGUCAGUGAAGAUCCGGCGGAGCGCCUCGACCGCGCCAAGAGGAAGGUAAGAGAAAGUCUGAAAGCACUGGACAAGGCGGAAUUGUUACCAGAACAUACAGCAGAGGACGAAGUGAGGAAGAUCGAGGCCAUCACCGAGGCCGAGGCUUUGCACGAUGACAGUCUGGCAGAGGAGCGCGCCGCACAAGCUCUGUACGACGACGACGAGACUUUGACACAGCAGUGUAGUGCAGAAGAGCAAGAGCAGGUCCGAGCACAUAGUAGGGAGCACCGCAUCACUAUAGCGGAGGCCGGAGAAGCAUUAGGCGUCUUCACUUCGAAAAUCUUCGCGAGGUGGGUUCAGGAAUUAAUCGAGGCAAGACCGCCCCCACCAGAUCCAAAUGCACCGAUUGCGCAUGAAGCGUCCCCAUUUGAGUAUAGUGACUGGACUGCACCACAAAAUCAUCUCGGGUCUGUGGAUAUUUGGUUCGCCUGGCGCCACAACCCGCAGCACUUCUACAAAGUGCCACGAAGCCUCGAGGAGGACUUUUACCCCGAUCGUAUUGCCAAUGAAGCGACCGUAUGUGUGAUACGGGCGAAGAAGCUGCUGUCAGUCCAGAAAGAUAAGGACGCUGCUGAUGCGAUGGUGUCUCUCUCUCUACGAGGUAAGGAGAAGCACACGCGAGUGGUUCAGAAGACUCUCUUCCCGUUGUGGGGCCAGGCCUUCUACCUCCCUGCAUUAGAUAGCAGUAGUGUUAUAGAAUGUACGGUUCACGAUGUCGACGACCCGGGGCCGUACCAAACUUUAGAAUUCAUGGGUCGAACGUCGGUAGAGUUGAAACCCUUUCUUAACAUACAAGGGAGAGGCAAGCGCCUGUGGUAUUCACUGAAAGAUAAGAAGAACAAACAAGAUAGAGGUAUCCUCGAGUUGUACGUGGCCUACCGGCAUAAUGUGGAUUUGGCUAUCAUACCGGUACCGGAAGAGGCGGCGGUCGAUAGCUAUAAACAGCGGGACGCGAACGAGUUGGUUAUAGUCCUCGUAAGGGCGAGGCACCUCGGGAAACGCGGGACCCCGCCAGACCAGGGUCCUCUAUCACGCGUGCGCAUCACAUCUGGAUCCUGGGCCUCUUCCGUAUCCACAGAAAAAAGGGGCAUCUCGCCGCUAUGGCUAGAAACUUUUAGAAUCGAAUGCGAGGACUUCGAAGAGGUCAUCAGGUUCGAAGUACUUGAGAACGACGACGUACUAGGACACACGACGCUAGAGGUCAAAACUUUGGCAGGAAGAAAACCGAUCAGGAAAUGGUUCAAGCUCGAUGGACUCGGGGAUUUGGAUUUGUGUCUACACUGGCACCAUUCUACAGCUGUAAAAAUACCACCAUUAGCCCUCGAAACGCAACCUUCCGCUGACAGAAGGUUGCCUCUGAAUUCCCUAGUUGUUACUGUUUUACGAUGCCGAGGCUUGCGGCGACAAGACCUCGAGAAACGCGGUCCGGUCGGGCGGGGUCGGGUGCGCAAGUCACGAAUCGAAGAUGAGGCACCAGUGGAAGUACGGCCGGCCAACCCUCGAGUCAGGAUGGAAAUUGGUAACUUACCCCAUCAAUCGACCGAUACGUACACCGAAGCAGGUAGGUCAGUGACGAACACUUUUAACCCCAACUACAUGGAGACGUUUCGGUUUGACGACGUGUACGAUGGCGGACUCGUUUGUAGGAUAUAUGUGGAACAUACCAGUAACAAGAAGCCCGAAAUGAUGGGUAAAUGUCUGUGUGGAAAUCAACCAGUGCGUCGGCAGCACCGAUGCGGCCGUGCUGAUACGGUCGAGCGGAACCGGCACCGCCACGCCGUCGAGCAGGCGUCGCGUCGAUGGCGUGGGGGUCGACGCGAAGAUUUCCACACAGGUAAGUGUGCCGUGCCGGUGAAAGCAUUAUCGCACCGACGAGCUCUACGAAGGUGGUUGACAUUAGAGGACAAGAAGGGCCGAGCCGACCCUUCAUUGGGUAGAAUUGAGUUGUGUCUGAGGUGGUGCCACAACCCGGAGCUCGAGGUCGAGUUAACUGAAGAGGGUGCUAGGGAUCCGCACAUGUCCAAAGCUCCGAACGAGUUGUUCGUCGUACUUAUUAGGGCGAGAAACCUCAAACCCCAAUCGAGGAAACACGACCAGUCGAAGCAGGCCGACCCUUUCGUUGUGUUGAGUUGCGCGGGCAAGGAGACGCGAAGUACGACAAAAAAAGCUACUUUAAAUCCACGAUGGGUCGAGCGCUACACCUGGGACGCCGACGACGCUUCCGAUGUCUUAGAUAUCGAGGUGCGGGACGCCUGCGCGUAUACCGGGGCUGAUUUUUUAGGUAGAGUGGGCGUGGAAAUGGACCAGCUCCGGAAGAGACAUGCGUUGAGGAAGUUCUUGGUGUUGAAGAACGAGGAGGAUUAUAGGGAUGACGAGCGGGGCGAAAUUGAACUCUUGUUGCACUGGCGGCACAACCCGCACUUCACUCCUAAAAAAUUUCCCGAGGAAAGUCCGUUUUCUCGGCGUUUCCGAACUUCAAGUUGCGUCGACGGGCGUCGACGGGCGUCGAUGCGGCCGUCCGAGAGUCUACGCGUCGCGCGAGAGCGUUCCCCGCGCAGGCGACAGCUACGACAGACCAGGUAAACCGAACUGCUUAGUCGUCGUUUUAGUAAGGGCGAAGAAGCUUAAAAGAUUAGAAAAAUACGCGGAGACGCCGGGGACCACCGACCCGACCUGCCUACUCACAUUAGACGGCGAGAAAAAACGGUCACGAACCGUGGAAAAUCAGUUGAACCCCCACUGGAACCAGAGCUUCAAAUUCAACGAUAUUGAGGACCUGAAGCUCGAUCGGGACACGCAGCAUCACUUACAUGUUGAUAUCUUCGACACGGAUGCUGAUGGUGAGACGACGAGUAUCGCCUCCUGCAAGGUACCGUGUUUCAAGUUCCGAGACCGGAAGCCGCACCGAGCGUGGCACUGGUUGCAUCGUGGGAACGACGGGGCCCAAUCAUCAGGCAAAGUGGAACUCGUGUGUAGAUGGGUCCACGACGCCUCGUUAAUUUUACCUGUGGAUUUGAAUAACGUCUACGAGGACGAGGGGUCGGAGGUCCAGCAGCCCAACGAAAUCACGGUGCACGUCGUUCGUUGCCGCCAGUUGAUCAGAACGAGUCGCACGCUGGCGUCGAAGGACACCAGCAACCCCUUUGUGCGCGUGAGUACGACGUUCGAAAGUAAGAGGACGAAGACCGCUCGGCGGACGGUCGCGCCCGUCUAUCAGAAACGGUUUUCGUUUGAAGGGCGACAAGGUGACCACGACCUGCUGGUGGAAGUGUUUGAUAGCUCUACCGAGGAGCCCUUAUUUAUGGGUAGAGCUAGAUUAGCUUUGAAAGAACUGAGAGAGCGCAAACCAAUCAGAAAAUGGCUGACGUUGACGGACGAGUACGGGCGGAAGGACAAGCGACGAGGUCAAGUAGAUAUUGUAUGCUGGCACUUCUAUAGGGGUAGGUAUGUUGUUAGUAUACCGAAUUCUGUAGAGGACGACCCCGCGGUGGAAGGCCCCUGCAACCAGAUCUGCGUCUGUUUAGUUAGAUGUUGGAAUUUACCGGUCAGACAACAUAAAAGUAAAGAUGCCGUGCGCGCGGCGGAUCCCUUUGUUGUUUUGCGGUGUGGGGAACAAGAAAGAGCGACGCAAGUCGAGGAGGGCACGGUCCAUCCCUUGUACCAAGAAGUGUAUAAGUUCCUGGCGCCGGAGGAGACCGAAGUUCGUGUAGACGUCUGGGAUUACGACGGGUGCGUAUCUCCGCGUUUUGAAGUGUUGCGGCGCCUUCACGCCAUCGACGCGCGUCGUCUCCGGGAGAGGAUGUCGUGGCUGGUUUCUUUUUCGAUUUUGAUGCUCCGCGCAGGUUGCGGGCGAACGCCUGGGUCGGGUCGUGCACGCUGAAGACCUGUGAUAUUGCUCGCGACAAGGACGAGGCGUACCGGGUCUGGCUUCCCCUCAGAGAUGAAUUUGGGCAGAUCAAAACGGGUUUAGUUGAAUUGUACGCUCGGUGGCACACGUCUUUGAAGCUCUGGUCUCCUGCCACUGAUGUGAUAGAAGUAGCAGAAGGCGUGACCGAGGAACGAGUCUAUAGACCAGGAAAACCGACCGGUAUUUGUCCGGAACAGCUUGUGUGCAUCGUGAGAUGCGUCAACGGUCUCCAGAACUUACGGCCAGGCACGGCUGUUUGGUGUAGAGUGAAAGUUCGCCAGCAAAAGUUCCAAACGACGCCGAGACGCGUGACGGACCACGAUUCCGUAUAUAUCCAAGAGAGGUGCCAUUUCUACGUCGAUGGCGUCGAGGGUCCGGGCCACUGGGACGGGCCUGCUAUAAAAGUAGAGUUGUACGCCGCUUCAAAUGCGUCGUCUUCACCAGAUUGGUGUACGGUCUUAGCGGCGUAUGACGUGCCCAUUCAUCAAACGUACAUGAAAAAUGAGGCUACUGUCGUACGAGUCUCGGAGGACUUCUCAGUCGAGUUGUUUCUGCGAUGGAGGCACUUACGAGACGCGCGGACCUACGAGGGCGCGCAACGCAUGAAACGAGAGGAGAAGAAGCCCAAGACAGGCUUGGGCCUCGCCAAAUUCCUGGAGAACGCCCAGCAGUACGGCGAAUCCGACGAAGAGAGUACGGUGGCUUCGAGUAGUGAGUCGUCGCAUCUUCGCGGUUAUGUGUCCGAGGGUCACGUGUCGUCGUCGGACGAGGCAUCGUAUGAUGACAGUGACGCCGUCUCUGUUCUUGUAAAAGUCGAGGCUUGUCGAGGCGUGCCGGCGCCUCGAUUUGUGGAGCUGGAGGCGUCGGUGAGUGUCAGUGCUGUCGACGCGAACAACCAGGACGACCUGUUCGAGGGGUCGUACGCCACAGAAAAGGCUCAUGCUUCGUUUGAAAGUUCGCACGCCGUCGGAGCUAAAUUUGCUGAUAUCGCAUUUGCGUCGGAAGAGCGCAUGGUCGUGUCAUCCUCAUCCAUACUACGCUUCUCAUUAUCGGCGCAGGGCUCCAUACAAGAACGUAGAUAUGUCUCGAAGAAGCCGUUACGGUGUCUCGGGUUCUGUCGCCUGUGGCUCAAAGGCUCGAAACCGCGUUCAAUAACAAAGUGGCUCCAGAUCAACGGCGGCUCGUUGUCCUCAGACGAGUGGACGCACGAUAGAGGAGAGUUGAAAGUUACUGUUACUGUCGAAGGGCCGGCUGAUAGCGAUGAACUACUAGUAGAUGAGCCCUGGCGCCAGGACAUAGAAGAGUCUCCACCGUUUGGACUAGAGUCGUUAAGAGACCUCCCACCGCUCCAGCACAAGCAUCUGACGCCGUUAGUUCUACCAGAGACGUAUCUCCAUACGGGCGGGUUGCCAGGAAUUAGAAAGAAGAACGCGCGGGCUUACCGUGAAGCAUUAUCCAAACUACCGCUGCUGGACGCGACGGAUGAAAAAUCUAAAAGAAGACUAGUCGAGCAGCACUUCAUGCGGGUAGCAGGUUACGCCGUGGCGUCUCGAAUCUUGUCGAAGUCGCUGAAGGCCAACGAUCUACCGCCACCCGGCAAAAGACGCUUCGACGGGUCGGGCUACUUCUACCCCGCCGGGGCGCCGGACCCUCGACGGCCCCGAGGCGCGUACCCGGACACAAAAGCCAGUACGUUAAGGUACGAUUCAAGUGUAGCGUGGCGCGACAGACUGGCCGACGCCAAGGAGAAGAUCGACCAUAGCAAGCCCGUCGCCGAUCCCGGUGCGAAGCUUUGGAGGUGUGGUCGCACAUUCUCAUUGCUGCCGGGGAAAAGGAAGCCAGGGGAGGCGCUUCCGACUGUGAGUUAGUACUGUUUACUC
Messenger RNA from Pelagomonas calceolata, 8109 nucleotides. The record is from the annotation of a GenBank genome assembly. NCBI's taxonomy places the organism in Eukaryota, Pelagophyceae, Pelagomonadales, Pelagomonadaceae.